GGCCGGUUCUAACCCAGGUGCUCCGAGGAAGGAGCGGGUGUUCGGGGGGAACUCGUAGACGCGCGGGGGUAUGACAUCACGCGGAUCGGGGGGUUUCGCGGCGCGGGAAUUGCUAACGCGGAAUUUUCGGGUUCGCAACCGAUAAAGGGGGAAUCGGGGUCCGCCGCCGCCGCCGCCGCCGCCGCCGCCGCCACCGCCCGCCGCCCGCCGCCGUUGCAGCCAUCGCUGCGGUGCUCGCGCUCUCCUUCUGUUACAAAUCUAACUCUCUUACCCAUACAUGAUCCCUUUCAGCAGCCAUCGCCGCGAUGCUCGCGAUCUCCUUUUACUGAAUGUCUUUGUCACCUGUACGUGAUAUCUUCAACCAUGUAGUCUUAUCAUUCUCUCUUUCUCUUUCAUUCGUUCUUUCAUACGCAGUCACAUAUAUAUCGUUCCUGCCCAUCGCACUUUAUCUAUGUACUUCCUACCAAGUUCUGCACACGCCAUUUCACUGUAAAGGAAUAAGGAAGAGAGAAAAUAAGUUAGAAUAAUUAUUUAUAAAUUUUUUCAUUUAUUUAUUUCAUAACGUAUCAUAUGCAAUAUUUGUCUGAUGCAUAAGUUCACAAUCUAUGAGACUUUUUUCAUUUAUUCGUUUUGUAAAGCAUCAUAUACAAUAUUGUCGGAUGCAUAAGCCAAUAACUCACAAUCUACGAGACACGUCUUAUCAUAUUUUUCAUGUAAUAUCUUUACAGUAUCACUUUUAUUAGUGACAUGAUUUUGACGUAAAAUUAGUAACAAAUUGUUUAUAUUUUUCACCAACAAUAUAAAUAUUUUGAUGCAAUUGGUAGCAUACUUGUUCAACACAAUCUUCCAGUUCUAAUAAGAAUUGUAUGGUUGAUGGUUUCCUAUACCUAGUAUUAUAUAAUGUUAACUUUACAAUAUUUUUUUACGUAUAUUUACGAGAUCUAUAACUAAAUCAUUAAUCGAAAUUCUUGAAGAAGGUACAGCUGCCUGCAUGAGUUGCACAAUAUCCGCACGUCUCUCGAUGAACGUUUUCCAUAUCGCAUAAGUCAGGUGUAGGUAACCUAUGCGACUUCGGUUAUCACCAAUCAAUAAUUCUACACAGGGCAUAGAUUCCAUCCUGAUUCUGAUGUCCAAAUAUUUAUAUGCUGUAGCAGUCAAAGCAUAUCUCCUUCCCAAGAUGCGCGGAAUAUAGCGCGGCUGCGAUAAUGUUCUGUAAAAAGAAUACAGGGAAUUAGAAAUAAAAGUGCGAAUAAAUGUAGAAGGAAAUAUAGAAGGAAAAAAAAUAAAAAUUGAAAAUACUUACGGUUUAUCACACGUGUCAUUUUGCUGGAUCGGAACGUAAUAGUUCAUCCUCGAGAAGUUCGUCUUUCACCGAUUGCAGUAACGUUUCAGAAACCUUUGCUGUCCAGUAACCAACGGGUACCGAUGCCUAAACUCUUUUUAUAUUGUACACUCCUCCACAUACCCCAAUAAUAGUAGUGGGAACAAAUCCCGCAGUUUACGUUUUUAAACACAUGCAUCACUUGAUACGUUUUAGACACAUGUAUCACUUGAUACAUUUUAGACACAUGCAUCAUACUUCUGAUGAGAUCAAAAAUCACACAUAUAUUCAAAGAAUGCAAAUUUUGCAAAAGUCAAGCGCCGAUGUAUGGCGGCUGUGAUGCAAAAUAUGCUUUAGGCACGUACACAAGUCAUUUGAUACGUAUUUUCUGAUGAGAUCAUUAAAAAAAUCAAGUUUUAGACAUGUACAUCAUUUGAUAUCUUCUGAUGAGAUCAAAAAUCGCACAUACAUUUGAAGAAUCUUGGAAAAAUCAAGCACUGAUGUAUGAUGGCUGCUGUGUAUUUGCUGUGUAUUUGCUGUCUGCAAAUACUGUUCGAAUUGUAGACAGCCUAUGUUUGUGUUGAUUCCGUGCAAUAUGUGUCCUGUGUCCACACAUUAAAGACUUUCAGUAUAAAAUUAUACAACAUGAAUGAACGAGUUGAAUUUGAAGUAGAAGAUGUCAUUUAUGUUCUUAAUAAUGACGAUUCUGAAAAACGAAUGCAUGUGCAGCGAAUAUCACCAGUGCAAUUUCUACGCGAUCGAGAACUCGGUAUACGCGAAACGCACGAACGCAUCGUAAUACAGGAAGUUUACAUACAUGAUCAAUUUGUUUAUGAUUGGCCUCAUCAUGUGAAGCAAAAAUUAUAUAGAGAGAUACUGAAUUGAGUUGACACCAAUGAAAGUGAAUAUAAUAUAGCAAAACAAAUUGUAUAAAAGACUCAGGAAAGCUGUUUUCAUCUCAUUGAGAUACCAGCAGUGUUGGAAGGUAUAUUGAAGUGAUAGCAGGAAUGAGUCACUUAUGAGACUGACAAUCCUUACGUAGAGAAAAUAUUACACACUUAUCGCGAAUUUUCUAAUCUUUUGGACAAUGAUGAUGAUGAAUAUGUUCUAUCUGAGCAAGAGAUGGAGAUAUGUGUUUUUAUUCGACGUGAAAGACAAAGCAAGCUAAUGCACUUUGAAAUUCAAGACAAAUUUUGAUUCUGCAUUAGGUGCGCAGCUAUAUGCAGUGUUUGGCAAAUUACAUGCAAGUGUCCUGUUGAAGAUUGUAUGUUGUUUUAAGACAGUGCUAAAAGACAUUAUAGAAAUGGAGAAUAAUUUUGAGCAAGUGGAACGCGAACUGUCAGAGCAAGCCGACAGAAUUGCUACCUUGGAUGAGUGUUUUACAUGGUUGCAGCGAUGCGACGAAUUUAUGCAACAGCUCGAGGAACAUAACCGCGUUAAGCGUCCUCGGCUUGCCGUCGGACAAAGACAAUCGUUGGUGGCGAGGAUCGCGCGACUCGAGGGUAAAAAGACACGAUUACAAAGGCGUUUUGUGCACGUCGGCGAUAAUUACGCGACCGCUAGUAAUAACGCUGACAGACUCGUGUGGCGAGAAAUACAUACGGCGUUCGAGAAUCGUGUUCUAACCGGUGUGGUAAAUAACGUAAAUUACAUCGAACCGCGAACGUUUUUAGAAGACGCAGGCGAUAUAGUGCUCGAGCGAGUGCGGGACGCUCUAGAAAAACACAAUAGUGUGAAAGUGAAUACCACAUUUAAUGGUGUGUUUGUAACAGGUGAUAAACGUGCAAACAAAAGUAUAAACACUAAAAAUUGUGAACUAUUUCGAAUGUCGGAUUUGAGCGAGUGGUAUGAGCGACGCGUUAUCGAGCCCACAUUAGCGUCACUCGAAGAGUUUCAAAAACGUGAUAGCGGGGCGCUGUCGCGAAUUCUCAAUUUGACUGUAAAUAUAAACAAGUACAAUCCUUUACACGCGGGGUGUUACGUGACUUUGCUGCGAGAAAUAAUGAUGAAACGUGCGGUAGUGAAUGUUAAUUCGAAGGACAAUGCAUGCUUUGCGUGGUCAGUGGUUGCCGCUCUACACCCUGCCGAAAGACAUAGUGAUAGAGAGUCAUCAUAUCCGCAUUAUACAACAGUUCUAAAGUUCGACGACAUCGAGUUUCCCGUUACACUAAAAGACAUUGGAAAAUUCGAGAGACUCAACACUGUAUCAAUUAACGUCUAUGGAAUUAAAAAGGAAAUGGCAAUGCUAAAGAUUCUUCCGCUGCGACUCUCCAACAACAAGAGAGAGAAACAUGUCAAUUUAUUAUAUUUGCAAAAUUCGCGCGAACGCAGCGUGGGUCACUUUGCUUGGAUAAAAAAUCUGUCCCGCCUCGUCAACUCCCAACUGAGUAAAAAGGAGCACAAAAAAUACAUUUGCGACCAGUAUGUAUAUUGAAAAGAAUAUUCUCAUAA
Messenger RNA from Monomorium pharaonis (pharaoh ant), 3772 nucleotides. RefSeq lists its product as uncharacterized. The transcript has a single exon. NCBI's taxonomy places the organism in Eukaryota, Metazoa, Arthropoda, Insecta, Hymenoptera, Formicidae. The record is from RefSeq and is a predicted model, not a curated record. Bases 2625 to 3755 code for a protein of 376 amino acids.